GCCUGUCAAGAGGGCGGAGGCUUCAGCCUAGCUCUCUUCUGCAGCAGAAGCCGCCUCGCCUCGCUCAGAGUUGGGCUUUCGUUUCAUUAGCCCCGGCGCUUCACUUUCCCGGCAGGCUCGUGGUGGCCUUUCAGCCUUCAAGACCUCCCUCCUUCUUUUGUGUCUUAUAUUAUCUGCGGGGGGGGGGCUCUGCUUUUCAAUUGCGAGCAAGAAAGACGAAAGGAAGCUGGAGCAACGGCAGCCGCCGCCACAGACAUCUGGCGAGAUGAAUGCGGAGAACCAGGAUGUGUUGCUGGAGCUGGAGGAGGACGAAGAUGAAGAAGGGGAGGAAGAGGAUGGGGAGAUUGUCUUGGAAGAACUGGAACAAACUGUCAUUCCAAGCUAUGGAGCAAUCCCCAACCAGCCAGCACUUAAUAUGCCAGAAUGGGCAGAGUUUAAUCUGAAACCUGACUCCCUCUAUUUUAAUGAUGGACGAAGAAGAAUUGACUUUGUUUUAGUGUAUGAAGAUGAAAAGAAAAAGGAACAUCGUAAGAGGAGCUUUCAUAAUAAGCAAAUGAGGAAGAGGCAAGUAUAUGAAUCUAACUUGAUAAGCCGUGGUUUGCAGCUUGAAGCAACAAGGUCGGUCUUGGAUGAAAAGCUUUUAUUUAUAAAAGUGCACGCACCUUGGGAACUGCUGUGCAGCUAUGCUGAAAUUAUGCACAUCAAAUUGCCUCUGCAGCCAAAUGACCUAAAAACCCAUGACUCAGCAUUUAAGUGGAUUAGUAGAUUCUUCAGUGUGGAUGAAACUAUCAUCAAACCAGAGCAGGAGUUUUUUACUGCUCCAUUUGAAAAUGACCGUUUAUCAGACUUUUAUAUGCAAGACAAGGAGACAUUCUUCAAUCCAGCAACAAGGAGCCGAAUAGUUCACUUUAUUCUUUGCCGUGGGGAAUAUGCUAUAAGAGACAACGUGAAAAAGUUUGGAAUCAAUAAACUACUGGACUCUGGGAUCUACAAAGCAGCCUUUCCACUCCAUGAUUCAAGAUUCAACUAUCAGUCACAGGAUCCCAACUGCCCAAAUGAACGGUACCUGCUAUACAGAGAAUGGGCUCAUCCUCGAAAUAUUUUCAAGUUACAACCCUUAGAUCUGGUCAGGAAAUAUUAUGGUGAGAAAAUUGGGAUCUAUUUUGCUUGGCUGGGAUUCUAUACUCAGAUGUUACUCCUGGCAGCAGUCGUUGGACUUGGAUGCUUUUUGUAUGGAUAUUUCACAAAGGACAACUGCACUUGGAGACAAGAGGUAUGUGACCCUAACAUAGGAGGUAAUAUCAUCAUGUGCCCACAAUGCGAUCAACAGUGUACAUACUGGAAUCUCACAAUCACUUGUGAAUCAGUCAAGAAGCUGUGUAUAUUUGAUAGCUUCGGAACACUAGUGUUUGCAGUAUUUAUGGGAAUAUGGGUUACUUUGUUUCUGGAGUUUUGGAAACGACGGCAGGCUGAGCUGGAAUACGAAUGGGACACGGUUGAGUUCUUAGAGCAAGAAGAACAAAUACGUCCUGAGUAUGAAGCAAGAUGUCAUCAUGUGGUAGUGAAUGAAAUCACACAGCAAGAAGAGCAUGUCCCAUACACAGCCUGUGGAAAGUGUGUAAGGAUAACCUUCUGUACGAGCGCUGUCUUAUUCUGGAUCCUGCUCAUUAUUGCCUCAGUUAUUGGCAUAAUUGUUUACCGAUUGUCUGUUUUCCUGGUGUUUUCUGCAACACUCCCAAGGCACAUUAAUGGAACAGAAGCAAUCCAGAAGUACCUGACUCCACAAGCAGCAACUUCGGUUUCUGCUUCCAUCAUAAGCUUUGUAAUCAUUAUGAUUCUGAACAUGAUCUAUGAGAAAGUAGCAAUCAUGAUUACUGACUUCGAACUACCAAGGACACAGUCCGAUUAUGAAAACAGCCUGACCAUGAAGAUGUUCUUAUUCCAAUUUGUCAACUAUUAUUCUUCCUGUUUCUACAUUGCAUUCUUUAAGGGUAAAUUUGUGGGUUACCCUGGGGACCCUGUUUAUUGGCUUGGAAAAUACAGAAAUGAAGAGUGUGAUCCGGGUGGAUGUCUUCUUGAACUCACAACACAGCUGACAAUAAUAAUGGGAGGCAAAGCAAUCUGGAAUAAUAUUCAAGAAGUACUUCUUCCGUGGCUUAAAAAUCUGAUUGGAAGAUGUUGCUCAGCUGUUCGGUCUGAAGAUGUUGUCCCACGCUGGGAACAGGACUACCACCUGCAACCCAUUGGCAAACUUGGGUUGUUUUAUGAGUAUCUUGAAAUGGUUAUACAGUUUGGAUUUGUCACCUUAUUUGUGGCAUCAUUCCCACUGGCUCCCCUUCUGGCGCUUAUGAACAAUUUACUGGAAAUACAUGUAGAUGCCUGGAAGAUUACUACCCAAUUCAGGCGCAUGAUCCCUCAGAAAGCUCAGGACAUAGGAGCAUGGCAACCAAUCAUGCAAGGAAUAGCUAUACUUGCUGUGGUGACAAAUGCAAUGAUAAUUGCUUUUACAUCUGAUAUGAUUCCACGUCUGGUUUAUUACUGGUCAUUUUCUGUCCCUCCCUAUGGAAGUCACAGCAGUUACACCAUGAAGGGGUACAUAAACAACACACUUUCCGUCUUUGCUGUGUCAGACUUCAGAAAUGAAAGCAAGCCAGUUGCUCUUCCCAGAUUUGCCAACCAGACGACAUGCAGGUACCGGGAUUUCCGAUACCCUCCUGGGCAUGAACAUCAAUAUGAACACAAUAUCUAUUACUGGCAUGUUAUUGCAGCCAAAUUAUCAUUCAUCAUUGUCAUGGAGCAUAUCAUCUACUUUGUGAAAUUUGUUAUAUCAUACGUCAUUCCAGAUGUGUCAAAGAAAACCAAGAGCAAAAUUAAACGGGAGAAAUAUCUAAUACAGACACUCCUGCAUGAGAAUCCUCUGAAAGAUAUGAAGAAAAAUAUGGGGAACAUUGCAGACAAAAUAUUAAAAGGAGCAGAUAGCACUCUCCGACCUAAAUAUGACUAAAGACUUGCCAAAAUGACAGUGCCAGACCAGUGGGAUUGCUAGUCAUGUGUGAAUGUUUCAACCAAAACAAACCAAAAUGAUUGGACCAAAGACGUAGUAGAACAUAAUUGCAAGGGAAGACGUGAAUGCUCAUAAACAAGUUUAACAGAGUGGAUAAGUAUUUCACCAUGCUUUUUGUAUGCUGCUAAAAAGGGAAUGCCUUAAUCUAAACGUUUGUGGUGUGCCUUCCAGCUGUAUGUCAUUUGAUCUGUUAUUCAGUUCAAACAAAACCUCAGAAACCAAACCACUUGUCUUAAAAACUGUAUAGCUUAUUUGAGCCAGUUUUAAAUUCUUUUGAUUGCCUUAUCCAGCAUUAUCAAUAGUUUUGUGCAGUCAAACUGAGUAGAAACAGACACAAUCACAGGGAUAGGGAACAGGAUUGCCCAUGCUGGCUCCACCUUGAGCUCCAUGUAUUGGCAGAUCAUGCAUAUGGAGCCUACAUGUGCGGAGUGUGUGUACGUAGGCUUCUGUUCAGAAGUUAUCAAUGCAUAGAGCUUAGGGCUGGGACUAGCCAGAGUGAUCCCAGUCCUCCACUUCUCAGAUAUAGUUGGCACACAAUGAAUGUCUAUUGAAUUAAAGCAAAAUGACAAUCCAAAGGACAGUAAGGGGAGAAUGGCAAGAUGAUACCUGAUACCGUGAUAUACAAUUGCUGCCACAAUGUUGUGUUAACCACAUUGUCCCAUAAAGCCUGAAGGGAUGUAUAUUGAGGGGGAAACAGUAAUGUUCAACCAGGAGUAGCCAGUGCAAUGGGGCAGUGCCACACCAUUGCCCUCCCGACAGCAGUGUUCUGCUGCUUAAUGGGGCAGUGCAAGGAUAGAACAGGGUGGCAGUAAGGUUGGGGCUGUGGAAGCACAUUGGUGCAGCAAAUCCAGUGUUCCCACUGGUGUGCCUCUGUGCACUGGUGUGCCAAUCUCGCUGUCACCGUCCUCCAUCCUAUUAAGUGGCAGCAACAUGAUGGCUGGGAUUGCAGCAGCAAGGCACCGCCCACUGCAUUGGCUGCUCCUGCAUACAACAUAAUAUGAAGGGAUUUCCAUCAUAGCAAGGGCCAUACUGCCACUGGCAUCUCUGCAGGAUGGAUGAUCCACAGAAGAGAGUACACUUUUGAUUUCCCCCUUCUUUUUUCUUUCUUUUUUUGCUCUGCUUAAUUUCACAUUGAAUGCCCCCGGAGUGCAUUACAAUGUUAGGAAACAUUAAUAUCUGUAGAACCUUUGAGAGUGCAUAGUAAUUUAAGGUGUACUAUUUAUGAAACUUGGACUUGGGAUGGAACUUCAUCAACAGUGCAAAAAAAUCCAUUUAAAGAUAUCCAAAUUGUAGUAUGUUAAGGCUGUUUUACACACCCCUAACCAAACAUCCUUUUGUUGUAUGAAUGUGUUCUCUAUAUGGGUCAAUCCGUUCUCUUGAUUCUUUCUUGCAAAUACUUUUUGUUGUUAUUGCUGCCAUUCAUAUCUAAAACCCUCUUUUGUUUCCUGGUGCAUUUGUUGAGGGAGGAGGGAGCACAGUUGAAUUUCAACAUAGUUCUCCACCAUGGCUGGUACUAUGGGAUGGGUGUAAAGCAGGUGGAACCAAGCAAGUCUGGGGAACAAUACAGUGUGUUAUAUGCACUUGGUAGCAUCAACACACAAACAUUAACACUGGGAGCUGGGAGCAGACUCUCUGAAACCAGAUGUACUUCUUCCAAUUGCUCAAGGAAGUUUUUAAAGAUUGAGCCUAUUCCAAACCAUCACUCUUCUGGACUAGCCAAGCCUUGUAUAAAUACUAGGAACCUGGCCCAAUUAUCAGCCCUUAAUGCUGCAUGCUGCUUUUCUGGCACCAGCUUAUAUCUUAAACCACUGAGCUCCAAAAUGCUGAGUGGAAGAUCAUACAAUGCAGAUCUAGGUUUGGGUAUGGGCACGUGUUCACCAAGCUGGAUCUUGACAUAGAACAACUUCCAACACAACAAGAGAGUAUGGUCUCUAUUGACCUCUUUAGAAUCCCAUGGGUAUUUACACAAACACACACACACACACACUUCAAUCAAGUGAUAAUAAACAUAGGCAUGCAACCACAUAGAAGAAAAUAUAUUUCCAUGUGGUUGUGUAUAUAAUCACUUGAUUUAUGUCUGUGUGUAUGUAAACAUAAGCAUGUGUGCAUUCUAACAGAAUCAGCUCAAUAAAUUUUACUACCUGAGGUGAUGGACAAUUUGGUGCACCCUUCCAUUCCAUGUACAGAAGGUGACCAGUCUGGUGGGUUGAAUCUUACUUCAACACUGGCAAUGUGACAGCAUCCUCCAUUGUACCUGGGGGGGCACCAGGGUAGCUUAGGGGGUACAAAGUAGAUCACAUGACACAGAAAACUCUGUCUUCUUAACAGUCCAUCACUGAUCCUCACCACCAUAAUCUGCCAUCUGAGGAAACCAUACUCUAUUUAUUCUCAAGAAAUAGCUUGUGUCACCAGCAAAUGAAUAUUUAGAACAGGGUGUACUGAUCACUAUAUCUGGACAUCGCUGUAGCCUACAGUGUUUUACCACUGGUUCAAGAACAACUUGCUGGUGUAAGGGGUGCAUUGUUUCACAGAGCAUUAAAAGCAUUUGCUGAUGCUUUAUACCAACUGAUUUUGCAAAGUUUCUGAUUGAUCUAAUAAAGAUUACAAAUAGAGGUAUAAUCAAGUUUGAGUAUUUGGCAGUAAUGGUUUCUUUAUUAAGCAGCGUUUCCAAGAAAUUGGAAUAGACAAAUGUAUUGAUGAUGAUUGAGUAUGCUUGAAACCCUGACCACUGAUGACUUGUUCUGUCAUUUGGCUUAAGAGGCUAAACUUACUUGUAAGAGCUGUUGAUUCACUGGUUAUUUGUGUAUCAGCCAUGAGACAAUAUGGUUAACUUUACAUAUAAUAUAUAUGUAUUAGGAGAGCCAUAACUGUUUACUUAUAUAAGAUUAUAUAUUGUGAAGUACUGAGUUGCAAAGCUGGUUAAUGAACUGAUUUUGUUUUAAUCAUGUUAAUAGAAAAGAAUCUUGACAUAAUACUUAUAUAGAGAUAAUGUUCCAUACUACUACUUCAUUAUAUCUCCUUCAAUGCAGCAUGACAUAUUUGUUAGGGUAUAUAAUAUGUAUAUUAUAACUAUGAUGCCUAUGGAGUACAGUCCUGUGCUUGAAAAAUAAGUUGCACUGUGUAUAAUUUUUCAGAUAGGCUAUCAAUAUAGAGAAAAAUCCCAGGCACUGAACUGAAAUAACAGUCUCUACUUUGCUAUGCCAUUCCUUAACAGUCUCUCAAUACUUCCUGUUUGCCUGAUACUUUACUUCUGUCCCCCAGAUUGUGGAGUAUGCCACUUGUUAUGCAGACACUGACCAUGACACACAAUAAUUUAAACUUCUACACUAUGCUGCAUAUAUUUUUGCUGAUAGCCAAUGUAAGUCAUACUCAGAGCAGACCCAUUGAAAUCAGUGGGCGUAGAUUCUUCAUGUGUAUUAAUUUCAGUGGGUCUACUCUGACUUGGAUUCAGUGACUUUUUUAUAAAUGCUGUUUAUAUGCAUUUUAAAAUUUCAGUAUAUUCUAAAAACUGAAGUCACCAUUUGGUUUCACAGAUUUCAGUCUAAAAUUCCAUUCGGCAGAAAGCUGGUUCAAUAAACUAGAGGUUCACAUCAAUGGAAUAUUGCCUUUGUUCAAGUCUGGGCUGUCAUGCAUAUUAAUGUACAUCACUUGAUGAACUAACACACAACAAUUGGUGCAAUGUGUUUGAACUGAUAUGAAAGAUUUCCUGUAGAGUUAGAUCUGUGAUGGGUAUUUAGCACAUACAAGGCACCACUUGAUGAUAUCAUAGUCAUCAUGUGAUUUAUUUAUUUAUUUAGACAAUUUAUAUGCCACUUGUAUUUAAAUGACACUCUAAGCAGUAUGCAACCUAAGUUAAACAUCUUAAACAGCAAAUGUAAUAACAAUACAAUCUAUAAAAUACAAUUGAUAACUCAACAGAAUGUCAUUAAUAUCAACAUUUAAUAUAAACAUUGCAUAUAAAAACGAACUACAAAAAAUACAAGAAAAAUCAUAGCCAACAUGGUAGGCUCAACAAAAUAUCCUUUAGGUUUCAAUAAAAAUUAAUAAAAAUCAAAUUAAAAAACUUCAGCCUUAUUUUUAAACAUGAUAAAUUAGUCUUCAUUCACAUUGUUAUAUGUAGUACAUGAAGUGUGAGGCAAGAUUCCCUUGAGAUGCAUGAACAAAGGGGGUGAAAGUUUCUUCCAGAAACCAUAAGGCUACUUUUUGGGUCUAGAUUGACCAUCCUGCCCUAUAUAUGGAUCCUUUUCUUUACCAUUGGAUACUGCACUACAUACAACAUGCAAUCCUGUACUCACUUAGGGCGCAAUCCAACUGCUAUUUAUGCUGGGCUGAGGGGAGUUGGAUAUGGCAGACCCCUGGCUGUGCCAGCUGGUUCCUGGCUACACCAGCAGAAGACCCUCAUCCUGGCUCAGCCAUGGCAGAACCAGGACCCAGCCAGCUCAGCCAGGGGUCCAGCCCAAAGGAAGGGAGCCUGAAGAAGGCCUGAAAAAAGGGCAUUCUGGGGUCGUGUCGAAGGAGGGGCUGAGGGGGGGAACUUAGGCCAUAUCUAACUCAUGUUCAGAGUGCUCCUGCAGGUCUAGAUCCAGGCAAAAGUUAUGCCGGGGGAAAAGGUUGAGCUAAGAAAAUAAUUACAAUGGAAGUCAAUGGAGAGUGCUUACUCCCCAGCAGACAUAUUUGUGAGAGCUGGCUUUUACUUUCCGGUCCCUCUACACAGCUCCCGGCUGAACCAGCAUUCAGUCAGCCCGAAGGCUUCCAAACAGCAAUUGGAUGCUGCAGACCUUCCCACUGGCUUCUCUUGUGCCAUCUCCCCUUCUGCUGGCUUCCCGAGUUGGAUUGCUCUGUUAUCUGGGAGCGAAUCCCUUGAACUCAAUGGGGCUUACUUAUACACAUAUAGGAUUGCUCUGUAAGACAAAUAUUUUUUUAAAAAAAUUAAUUAACUUAGGUAAGCCAAUAAUGGUGAAAACUGAUAAUUAUGACAAACUGAUUAGAUCACUGCUAAAUAAUAAUUUUUAAAUGGAGUUUAAAAAGAGAGAUGAGCCACCAGUAGGGAUAUUGUACAUUUUACAGUGGUUCUGUGCAAGACUUUUUCGUAUGUGACUUCAAGAAACUAGAAGGAGAUUGUGCAGGAAUAAAGUUUGAUAGACUGUGUUGUGGAUUAAUUAUUUUCAUUAGUGAUAUAUUAGCUUUGAAUGUAACUGUAAUACUCAAGUUAUUUUGCCAACUACAGACAGUAACUGUGAUAGCACCAAGUCCCAGGCAUUUCACAGCAAGAUGUGCUAGUCCAGCAUUUGGAGGAUCAAGCUGGAAUAAAUAUUUUAGAGGAUUGCCAUGGCUUAUAAGUAUUUACCGAGUAAAAAAAUCAUCUUUGUACAUUCUCUAGAAAUAUUUCUAAUUAUGUUCUGAAUGGAAGUUUUUUCUUUUUUAUCAUUGUAAUAAAGUUAAUUUUAUAAUGUAA
This is a messenger RNA of Rhineura floridana, 8519 nucleotides long. RefSeq names its product anoctamin 6 (gene ANO6). The coding region runs from base 266 to 3004 and encodes 912 amino acids. NCBI's taxonomy places the organism in Eukaryota, Metazoa, Chordata, Lepidosauria, Squamata, Rhineuridae. Gene Ontology annotation, molecular function: chloride channel activity; protein dimerization activity. Gene Ontology annotation, biological process: calcium activated phosphatidylserine scrambling; chloride transmembrane transport; calcium activated phosphatidylcholine scrambling. The record is from RefSeq and is a predicted model, not a curated record. Gene Ontology annotation, cellular component: plasma membrane. The transcript is spliced from 20 exons.